Orycteropus afer afer is the source of this 1557-nucleotide messenger RNA. It is a transcript of the gene TMEM161A, whose product is annotated as transmembrane protein 161A. Lineage: Eukaryota; Metazoa; Chordata; Mammalia; Tubulidentata; Orycteropodidae. The record is from RefSeq and is a predicted model, not a curated record.
AUGAGCCUGCUGAUUGGUGGCGCGGCCUGCUCAUCAGGACGAAGUCGGGCUCUGAUUGAUCCGGACUCCACGAAAUGCCCCGAACUCUGUGGUUCGCGCACUGUGCUCCCCGCCGCCGCCAUGGCGGUGCUCGGAGUGCAGCUGGUAGUGACCCUGCUUACAGCCACCCUCAUGCACAGGAUGGCUGCGCACUGCUCCUUCGCGCGCUGGCUGCUCUGCAAUGGCAGUUUGUUCCGAUACAUGCACCCGUCUGAGGAGGAGCUCCGGGCGCUGGCUGGGAAGCAGAGACCCAGAGGCAAGAGGGAGCGGUGGGCCAAUGGCCUGGGUGAAGAGAAGCCGCUGUCGGUGCCCCGAGAUGCCCCAUUCCAGCUGGAGACCUGCCCCCUCACGGCAGUGGACGCGCUGGUCCUGCGCUUCUUCUUAGAGUACCAGUGGUUCGUGGACUUCGCUGUGUACACAGGCGGGGUGUACCUUUUCACCGAGGCCUACUACUAUGUGCUGCACCCGGCCCGGGAGGCCAACAUCGCUGUGUGCUGGUGCCUGCUGGCUGUCGCCUUCUCCAUCAAGGUGUUCCUGACAGUGACUCGGCUCUACUUCAGUGCGGAGGAGGGUGGUGAGCGCUCUGUCUGCCUCACCUUUGCCUUCUUCUUCCUGCUCCUGGCCAUGCUGGUGCAGGUGGUGCGGGAGGAGAACCUCGAGCUCGGCUUGGAACCAGGCCUGGCCAGCAUGACCCAGAAUUUGGAGCCACUUCUCAAGAAGCAGGACUGGGACUGGGCGCUCCCUCUGGUCAAGCUGACUGUCCGCGUGGGGCUUGCAGUUGUGGGCUCUGUGCUGGGUGCCUUCCUCACCUUCCCAGGCCUGCGGCUCGCCCAGACCCACCGCGAUGCACUGAUAAUGGCGGAGAACCGGCCUGGGCUACAGCUCCUCCUGCAUGCCAGCUUCCUGUCACCUCUGUUCGUGCUGUGGCUCUGGAUCAGGCCCAUAGCUCGGGACUUCCUGCAGCAGGCGCCCCUCGGGGGAACGUCCGUCUCCUUGCUGUCGGACUCGGCCUUUGACUCAGCUCGGCUCUGGGUGCUGGUGGUGCUGUGCCUGCUGCGGCUGGCAGUGACACGGCCACACCUGCAGGCCUACCUGGGCCUUGCCAAGGUGCGUGUGGAGCAGCUGCGGCGUGAGGCUGGCCGCAUUGAGGCCCGUGAGAUCCAGCGGCGGGUGGUCCGAGUGUACUGCUAUGUGACAGUGGUCUGUCUACAGUACCUGACACCCCUCAUCCUCACCCUCAAUUGCACAUUACUGCUGAAGUCACUGGGUGGCUACUCCUGGGGGCUGGGUCUGGCCCCCCCGCUGCCCCCUGCCCCAUCUUCAGUGGAUGCCCCUGUUGGCCCCGAGAGGGACUCAGCCCAGGAGACAGCAGCCCAGAUCGCAGGGGUUCUUGGGGGCCUGCUCACACCCCUGUUCUGCCGUGGCGUCCUCUCCUUCCUUGUCUGGUGGACGGCCGCCUGCCAGCUGCUCUCUAGCCUGUUUGGCAUCUACUUCCACCAGCACCUGGGGGGCUCCUAG